Messenger RNA from Pecten maximus, 1020 nucleotides. RefSeq names its product para-nitrobenzyl esterase-like. NCBI's taxonomy places the organism in Eukaryota, Metazoa, Mollusca, Bivalvia, Pectinida, Pectinidae. Bases 1 to 1020 code for a protein of 339 amino acids. The transcript has 3 exons. The record is from RefSeq and is a predicted model, not a curated record.
AUGUCGCAUUUAUUAUAUGCGUUCUUUCGAAUCUUCAUUUUCAUAUUUUAUGAAUAUGUCAUCAGUGAACCAACAACAAGAGUGGAGACACAAUGUGGACUCGUGGAAGGAAAAUAUAAUGGUGAAGGAUAUGCCUUUCGUGGCAUUCCAUACUCACUGCCGCCCACUGGAAGUAGACGAUGGAAGCCGCCUGUUCCACUCAACAAGGCGUCUGGAAACUGUUGGGAUGGAAAAUUUCAAGCUUUUGACUAUGGAAAUACAUGUAUGCAGAGAAAUCCGGAGAACCCGUCAGCUAUUCUUGGAAGUGAGGAUUGUCUUUACCUCAAUGUAUGGACACCAACUGUAAAUAGUAGCGCUAAUCUACACGUGAUGGUCUGGAUCCACGGAGGAUAUUUACAAGAGCUUAGCGGAAACUGGCCAACUUAUUGCCCCUCAGAGGAACUAGCACGUGACACUAACAUAGUUUAUGUGAGUAUGAACUAUCGCCUCAACGCGUUUGGAUUCAUGGCCCUGACCAUGUUAUCACAGCAGUCACCGACCAACACCUCUGGUAACUACGGAUUCAUGGACCAAAUCCUGGCCCUCAGAUGGGUUCGGGAUAAUGUCAGGAACUUUGGUGGAAACCCAGAUUCAGUCACGAUAUUUGGACAAAGCUCUGGAGGAACAAGUAUAAUAGCAUUGUUGGCUUCGGAACCGGCCAGAGGUUUGUUCCACAAAGCGUGGAUGCUUAGUGCCUCACCAGUCUUCAACAAAACAUCACAGGACGCUUCCAAAGAUAAUCUUGUCUUCUUGAAAAAUACCGGCUGUACAAAUAUAACGUGUUUGUGUGCCCUUCCGGGUCCAGAAAUCGUCAAAGCUGUACCAUGGGAUGUGUUUCCAUAUUGGGGAAUGACUGACCUAGGUGACCUUCCAAUAAAAGGCCACUUUGAUGGCGCAGUAGCAGUUGUAGACGGUAAAGAUUAUUCGGAGAUGCUGUCACGUAUCCCCCUUACCAUGCUUGGGAACAAGGUCUCGCUAUAG